UCCUCAUAUAUACAUAUAUAAAUUCACUAGCUUUGGUUCAUCAAUUAUCAGUGUAGUUGUAGCAUCUUUCUCCAAAGGGAAACACAUAAUUUUAGCAAUGGAAUUGAAGAAUUUGUCAGCUCGUACUGGUCGCCAUCUGCAGCGUUACAAUUUACUUGGCCACCGCCAAGUUGUUGGAUGUAUUCCAUAUAGAUAUAGGAGUCCACGUGGAGCGUCUGUGGUGGACGAGGAAGAUAUUGAGGUUCUUGUUAUAACCGCACAAAGAAAAGGCAAAGGGGUUUUGUUUCCAAAGGGUGGUUGGGAAAUUGAUGAAUCUAUUGAAGAAGCAGCGUUGCGCGAAACAGUGGAGGAAGCCGGUGUUGUCGGAGAUGUUCAGAAUCAAUUGGGUAAAUGGAGUUUCAAUAGCAAAAACAGAGAAACCUUCUAUGAAGGUCACAUGUUCCCAUUGCUAGUAAAGGAACAGCUGGAAAUCUGGCCUGAGAGAGACAUCCGUCAAAGAUUAUGGAUAAGUGUUAGAGAAGCAAGAAGGAUGUGCGAAUACCGGUGGAUGAAGGAGGCUCUAGAGUUACUAGUGAAUCGCCUCAUCUCGCAGCCCAAAACAGAAAUGGUUAGCUUACCAAGAGCUGCAACAAAUCUAGCUUUGGUUGCAAAUGCUUGAACCCAAAUCUCCACACCAGAUUUAGAAUGUGUCUAUGCACCCAACUCUUGUUUCAUUUUUUUAGUUUUUUUUUUGUUAGUCUUGUACAGAGUUAAAUUGCUCGGAAAUCCAGUUUUUUGUUUUUCGAAAUUCAACUGGAAUUGGACUGAUGUGUUUGGGAGUUUGUUUCGUGUGUUUUUCGUCAAGGAAAUUUGAUGUUUGAAUAGUUGAUUUAUGGCUGAAAAAAAUUGGGCUUGCUGUGGA
Salvia hispanica is the source of this 901-nucleotide messenger RNA. Its product is annotated as nudix hydrolase 21, chloroplastic-like. The record is from RefSeq and is a predicted model, not a curated record. Lineage: Eukaryota; Viridiplantae; Streptophyta; Magnoliopsida; Lamiales; Lamiaceae. Gene Ontology annotation, molecular function: pyrophosphatase activity. Gene Ontology annotation, cellular component: cytoplasm; nucleus.